AUGUCGCUUGAAGAAAUUACUCCUGAGUUUAUCUCAUCAUCAUCGAAUAACUAUUCAAAACAACUAUCAAAAACUUUAAAGUUUGUAUCGCAAUCUGGACAACACAGUAAUAGCAAACGGAAAAAAUUAAUUAUUAUCAGUAUUAUUACUCUACUGAUUUUGUUGAUUGAUUUAAUUGACGAAUGUUUAGGUACAACAGCAUUAACAAUCUAUGAUGUUGGGAAUGGUGGAGCUAGUGGUGAUCCACCUUGUUUAUCCUACACAGUUGUCAAUGAUCCUUCGCGCAAUAUAGCAACAUCUGGAGUAGGUGGUAUAUGCGAUAAUGGUCCCUUAUUCAAUACAAGUAUUGGUGGUAGAUGGAUUAGAUUUGUCGGUACAGGUGGUACUAUAAUUCCCCUGACAUCACCAGGAGUAAAUCAUUGUGGUGCUUUUCUAACAGGAUGGUUCAAUGGAACAUUACCAUCAAUAGUAGGAACAAUAGUUAGUGGCGAUGUAUGCUUUGAGACAGGUGGCUUCAUGUGUCUGAUCUUGAUCCCUGUUUCAGUUGUCCACUGUAGCAGUUUUUAUGUUUAUUUUCUGCCACCUAUGCUUAUCUGUGAUUCACGUUAUUGCACAAUAUGA
This is a messenger RNA of Rotaria sp. Silwood2, 621 nucleotides long. NCBI's taxonomy places the organism in Eukaryota, Metazoa, Rotifera, Eurotatoria, Philodinida, Philodinidae. The record is from the annotation of a GenBank genome assembly.